AUGUUGCACAAACAUUUGUUGUACAAACAUUUGUUGCAAAAACAUUUUUAUUUUUAUUAUGUUGUUUUGUUCAUCUCAACAACAACAACAUGUUUGGCAAUGCAAAUACCUUGUGGGAAAAGUUUUUUCCCAUGUUUUGGAGAAAAAGAAGGAACAACAACAACAAAACAACAAACAAACACAAGAAAACUUUAUGGAAUUACAAUACAUCAAGAUGCUAAAAUUUCUGAUCAAACAUUGAGAACAGCAGCAAAGGAAGCGCAUGAAGAAACUGAUGUUUUGUACAAUGAAUCGGGUGUAAAACAAUUGUUGGAUUCGAGAAACCCAUUAUCUGCUUCAUUAAUGCAAUAUAGUAGGAUGCAUCCGUUAACUGACCGAGGAAAGCUGUUUAGUCAAUAUGCUUAUGUUGCACUUGCUUUAAGUCGUCGUCUUUCCCAAAAAAUGACAUCAACAACAAUGCAGGGAACGGCUACUUCAGUUCCAUCACACACACUUUUAUUGCAUUCUCCAGGACUGUUGGCACGAGUUAAAAAUAGUACAUCACUUGGCAAAGAAUGUCCAACAGAUGCAGAGGCACAUUGUCCAACUAGUAGUUCACAACUUUUUCGUUCACUUUCUGGUCAGUGUAACAAUGUUCGUCGUCCAUUUAUCGGUGCAGCAGGCCAACCAUUAUCACGCCUUUUUCCUUCGCCUACUUAUGCUGACAAUGGAUUGGGUGUACAACCUAGAAGACAAAUUUCUCAAUUUGGAGGAGGAAGUAAUGCUGGAGGUGGAGAAUUGCCUUCUGUUCGUCAAAUUUCUUUAGAACUUUUUCAAAAUUCAAAAGAAACAAAUCCUUUUGGAGUAAACGAAAUUGUUGCUUAUUGGCUAUAUUUUGUUGGAUCUGAUUUGGUUAAUAUUGCACCUAAUCAAUGUUUAAUUAAAGGAACUUCUGUUGCUUUUCCUUGCUGUACUCCUGGUUUUGCCCAUGCUGAUUGUGAUCCUAUUGAUAUACCUUCUAGUGAUCCGAUAUAUGGACCAGCUCAUAUAACCUGUAUUCCACAUUCGCGUACUUUACCUGCUCCGCGUGAUCAAUGUGCUUUGGGUCCCAGAGAACAAGCCAACCAUGUUUCAAGCUUUUUAGAUGGAAGUCAAAUAUAUGGUUCUUCUUACGAAAUAUUGGAACGUCUUCGAGCACCAGGAGAAUCUGGCCGAUUAUUAAUUUCUAAUAAUGAAAAUAAUUUGUUGACAGUGGAUCCUUUAAGCAGCGAUUAUUGCCAAUCUCCCGACAAACAAAAACAACGUUGUUUUUUGAGUGGAACUCCCGAUGUAAAUUUACUUGCUGGUAUUACUCUGUUACACACUAUUUGGGUUAGACAACACAAUAAAUUGGCUGAUGGACUUAGAGAAAUGAAUAGGCAUUGGAAUGGUGAUAGAAUAUUUAAUGAAGCUAGACGAAUUGUAAUUGCUCAAAUGCAACAUAUUAUUUAUGCAGAAUUUCUUCCAAUAUUAUUAGGAAUAGAUGCUGUCAGAAAAUUUCAACUUAAUUUAACACCUCCUGGCUCAUUUAGCAGUGAUUAUGAUAUUGAUGUAGAUGCAACAACAUUAAAUGAAUUUGCAACAAUUGUAAUACCUGUCGCCUUUUCAUUACUUCAAUCUAUUAAUAAUUCAUCCACAACAACAACAAAUUUAUUUAAUAAUCCUUCUCGUCUAUAUGAACAACAAGGAGUUGAACAACUUGUUAGCGAACUGCAUAGUCGACAAGCUGAACGUCCCGGUCUUAAAAUUGAUUUAAACUUUCGUGGUCAUUUUCUUCAAGCAAACACUGCUAAUGUUGGAUUAGACUUGAUAUCUAUUGCUCUUAAACAAGAACGGGAUCAUGGCCUUCCAAGUUAUAAUUUAAUGAGGGUUAAUUGUGGACUUGAAAAGUUACAAUCAUUUGGAGAAAUGCGUUUAAUAUUAAUUAAUGAAUCUGUAGCUGAUCAAUUGGCUACAAUUUAUGAACAUGUUGAUGAUAUUGACUUACUUGUUGGAGUGUUAGCUGAACGUCCAUUAAAAGGAGCAUUUUUAAGUCAAACUUUAAGUUGUAUUAUUGGACGUCAAUUUCAACGAACAAAAAUUGGUGAUCGUUAUUGGUAUGAAAACUUUUUUGCUCCAUCAGCAUUUAGUGAAGAACAAUUGGCACAAAUUAAGAAAACUACUUGGGCUAGAGUGCUUUGUAAUGUAACAAACAUUAAACAAAUUCAACUUUCAUCAUUUUUACAUUCUGAUAUUUUUGAAAAUACUCCUUUACCUUGUGAGUCAUCAAUUCUUCCAAAUUUUGAUUUGGAACCUUGGCGUGAUCCAGAAUCGCCAUUACGUUUGCCUAUAACUGAUGAAACUAUUAAAAAAGUCGUACAAUUAGCAGAAUUAAAUUUACAAGAACAAAGACGUAGAGAAGCUAGAAAUAUACAAAAAAGUAACGGGGUUUUUUUAAUUUUUAAAAUUUUGAAAUUAAAGUUGGGAGAAUCUUUUUUAGGUUCCAUAAUAUCACUCAAAAAUGGAUUUUUCUCUCACCAACCCAAAAAAAAUUUUUUUAGUAAAUGUGGAGGGAAAAGGGUGUCCUAUGUAGAUUUUCGUAUGGCUCUCGGGGUUUUUCAAAAAAAAUUUCGGUUUAUUGAUCAAUCAACUUUACGUUUUGGUGAUCCUCUUUUUGCUUAUUCUAAUAUGAUGCGUGCUAAACCACAUUCAAAAGCACAUGCACGUGUUUCAGCUAUUUUGCUUGAAUCAACACGAAUAUUUGCUAGCGGUCAAAAAUUGGUAGAUGGUGAACAAUUACCUUCCCUUGAUAUUGAUUCACUUCAACGUUUAUUACCAAAUAUUGAAGUUGGUCGUUUUGUUUCAAAUUAUACAGCUUUUCUAAGUGAAGAUGGACAAGCUACUAAAGACGAUUGUUUACCUAGAUUAUUGCCUUGUGAUCAUUCAAGCCGUUAUCGAACAUUUUCUGGGUGGUGUAAUAAUCUUAAAUAUCCACACUAUGGAAAUGCUUUUACACCUUUACGACAUUUGCUCCAUCCUGCUUAUGAUGACGGUUUUGAUGCUCCAAGAAGUCGUGCUAGAAGUGGUCGUCCAUUGCCUUCACCUAGACGUAUUUCUAAUGCUGUUCAUAUUGAUAGAGAAAUUGUACAUGCAAAAUUUACACAUAUGGUAAUGCAAUUUGGCCAAUUACUCGACCAUGAGAUGACACAUUCCCCAAUAAAUAGAGGCCCAAAUGAUGAAAUUUUAAAUUGCACACCUUGUGAUUCUGCCCAAACAAUUUCUGUUCAUUGCAUGCCUAUUAGAGUGGAGGAUGGUGAUCCGCAUUUUCCCAGUCAUUUACCCAAUGGAGAGCCUCGUUGUUUACCUUUUGCUCGCUCACUUCUCGGUCAACUUCAACUUGGAUAUAGAAAUCAAAUGAAUCAAAUAAGUGCAUUUAUUGAUGGUUCUGUUGUCUAUGGUUCUACACGUUGUGAAUCCAAUCAGUUGAGGCUGUUUAGACGUGGAUUGCUCAAUUUUACUGAUUUUGGUACUUGGAAUCCCAUGGCAUUGCCGCAAGGAUCGCAAGAAAAAGAUUGUCGUUCAUUACCAAAUUUCCCUUGUUUUGUUGCUGGUGAUGAACGUAAUAGUCAUCAACCUGGUUUAACAGCAAUGCAUACAAUAAUGUUAAGAGAACAUAAUCGAAUUGCUGAAAAAUUGGCUAAAUUAAAUUUACAUUGGGACGAUGAAAAAAUCUUUCAAGAAACGAGAAGGAUUUUUAUUGCACAAGAACAACAUGUUGUUUUUAAUGAAUUUUUACCUAAAGUUAUUGGAUUUGAUUUGUUACAUGAAUAUGACUUGGUACCUUUAAAAACGGGAUAUUACACUCGUUAUGAUGAAACUUGUGAUCCCUUUGUUUGUCAAUGUUUUGUUUGUUUCUUGUUUUAUUCAAUGUUUUCUUUGUUUGUUGCUUGUUUUAUUGUUGCUUUACUAAUGUUUUGUUCAAUGUUUUGUUUAAUAAUGUUUUUUUCAUUUUGUUUGUCUGCAUGUUUUAUUAUUGCUUUAUUACUGUUUUUCAAUGUUUCUUAUGUUUUGUUUAAUGCAAUUUCUCACCCAUUUGCUACAGCAGCUUUUCGUUUUGGUCAUACUUUAAUUCGUCGAAUGUUUCCACGUUUAGAUACAAAUUUCCACAAAAUGAGUGAACCUGUAGAUUUGGCAAAACAUUUUGGAUUUGUUGAGCCUCUUUAUAAUAAAACUAGUGGAGGACUCGAUUCAAUGCUUCUCGGUUUAUUUGGCACCCCAGCAAUGGCUUUUGAUAGACACAUUACAAAUGCAGUUAGAGACAUGUUGUUUGCUAGGCGUGAUGAACCUACUUCUGGAAUGGAUUUGAUUGCUAUAAACAUGUUAAGGGCCCGAGAUCAUGGUGUUCAGCCAUACAACAAAUUUAGACCUCUUUGUGGACUUCCACUUGCUCAAUCCUUUGAAGAUUUACGUGAUGUAAUGGACGAAACAGCAAUUUCUGCUCUUCGUUCAGUUUAUGAACAUGUUGAUGAUAUUGAUUUAUUUCCUGGAUUAACAAGUGAAAGGCCUAGACAAGGAGCUUUGUUAGGCCAUACAAUGUCAUGCCUUUUAGCAGAACAAUUUAGACGUUUAAAAAAAUGUGAUAGAUUUUAUUAUGAAAAUGAUAAUUUUGCUGCUAAAUUUACGCCUGCCCAACUUUCACAAAUUCGUAAAAUUCGUCUUUCCAAAAUUUUGUGUCAAAAUUCACCAAUUAUACAAAAAAUACAGCCAAAUGUAUUUGAUAUACAAGAUGAUUUAAUUAAUGCGCCAGUUAAUUGUAAUGAUUUGGAAGAAAUUGAACUUGAAGCUUGGAGAGAAAAAUCAUAUUGUGAAAUUAAUGGGUUGAAAAUUGAACAAGGAGAAAAUAGGAGAACAACGCCUUGUGUAACUUGUACCUGUACUGCUGAAGGACCUGAAUGUCAACCUGUCCAAAUGGAUAGCUUUGAAUGUUCACAGCUUUUUAAUAAAUAUGAUAAAAAAUCAAUUUUAAAGGAUGCUACUUGCGCAAUUCAAUGUGCACAAGAGCUUUCAGUAUUAGAUUCAGCAGAAAGUAAAGAGGAUCUUUAAAAAAAUAUUUUUUAGUCAAAAUUAGAAAUUUUUUUAAAGCUUUUUUAAUUUAUUGUACAAAAUUGUUGUUUAAAUUAUUUUUUAGUUUAGAGAAAAAAAGUUUUACAAUUAUUUUUACAAUUUGUAAUUCUAUUAGCUAAGUUUUUAAAUGUUUUUACAAAUGUUUAGGUAAUUUUAAAUUAUUCUGAUUCUAAUGUUUUUAUUAAAUUCUGAUUUUUGUUUGUUAUUUGUUUGUGUGUUUUCAAGUUGUUCUGUUUUUGAUGUUUUUUGGAAAUUCUGAUUGUUCUGAUUUUGAUGUUUUUAUUAAAUUCUGGUUUUUGUUUGUUAUUUGUUUGUUUGUUUUAAAGUUGUUCUGAUUUUGAUGUUUUCUGGAAAUUCUGAUUUUUACAAAUUGUUUUUCUAGUGUGUU
Meloidogyne enterolobii is the source of this 5509-nucleotide messenger RNA. The record is from the annotation of a GenBank genome assembly. NCBI's taxonomy places the organism in Eukaryota, Metazoa, Nematoda, Chromadorea, Rhabditida, Meloidogynidae.